Molecule: messenger RNA, 1446 nt
Organism: Phytophthora sojae
Lineage: Eukaryota; Oomycota; Peronosporomycetes; Peronosporales; Peronosporaceae
Exons: 3
Coding region: 1-1446 (481 amino acids)
Biological process (GO): transmembrane transport
Cellular component (GO): membrane
Molecular function (GO): transmembrane transporter activity
Source: RefSeq, a predicted model, not a curated record
AUGCUUGCCAGUGGAGUCACGUACGGCGUCAUGAUCGCCACUUUGGUGGCCGUGGCCGCCUACGCCAUCAUCGUCAGCCGCCGGAUGGAGGUCAACUCGGUCAAGAACUUCAUCAGCGCCAAGAACUCCACCACCUCCCUACGUCUCGCCUGGUGCUUCUUCUCAGCUGGAAUGGGCUCGUGGACCCUUUUCUCCUUCCCUCAGAUCGGCGUGGACGCUGGUUCGUGGGGUGUCAUCGGUUACACACUCUCGGGAGUGUGUGGCAUGCUGGUACUGGCAGUUGUGGGGCCCUACACCCGCUCCGCUCUGGGUGAAAACGUCACCAUGACGGACGUCGUGGCGCAACGUUUCGGCUACGUCAUGCAGGUCUACAUCGGGCUCAUCUCGGUCUUCUACCAGUUCAUCUCACUGGCCUCGGAACUGACCUGCGUGGCCCAAUUGACGACCAUGUUCUCACCAAAUGCGCACUCGCUGAUCCCCAUCCUGGUCGUGGUGUUCCUCACCAACUUGUACCUUAUCAUCGGUGGUCUCCGCGCCAGUUUGGCCACGGAUGUGUGGCAGGGCAUUGGCGUUAUCGCUCUAUUGGCGGUGGUGUGCAUCGCCAUGUGCUUCCAUGUGGCCAUCCCCGAGGGCGCGUGGUCCAGGACCAAUGUUGCGGCCUUCACGGUGGAAGGCUUCGAGACGCUGGUGACGCUCGUGAUCGCCGUGACGGCGUCCAAUUUGUUCUUCACAGGCUUCUGGCAGCGCGUUUACGCGGCGUACGACGACCACACGCUCAGGAAGGCGGCGUUCAUGGCGUGCGGCAUCAUCAUCCCGUUCACGGUGGCGCUGGCGCUGGCCGGAAUGGUGUCGUAUCUGGCGUACCCGGAUGGAGUCUUGUUCUUCGCCAUCUUGAUGGACAUGGGACGUGGCUGGGAGGUGCUGAUCGUCAUCGUCAUCGCUAUGCUGGCGAGCGGUGUGUCGGACUCGAUCCAGAUCGGAAUUGCGGCAGAAUUGACGACGUGCUUCCCCAAACUGUCGUUGUUGCACGCGCGUAUCAUCGUCGCUCUGCUGAAUGUGCCGGCCAUCGUCAUCGGAUACCAGCAGUACGACAUCCUGAACCUCUUUUUGAUCGCCGACUUGUUGUGCACGGCUGCGGUUGGCCCCAUGCUGCUCGGUGUGUGGAAGCGCGCGACUCGUACGGGCGCUCUGGCUGGCAGUGCCGCAGGUUUGAUCACCAUCUUCAUCAGUGGCGUGAUCGCGCAGGGCAAGUUCGUGGGUGGCUUCAACUGGUUCAUCCUGCCCGAGGGGCUCUACUCGCAGAACAGCAUGAUCACCUUCAUCGUGACGCUCAUCAUCCCUCCCGUCGUGACUGUAAUCGUGUCGCUCAUGACGCCCAAGAGCGACGACCCGACGGAUGGCAGCUACCUGCUCCAGCACUCCCCCAUCCAAGUGGCCAAGGACUAA